AUGUGGCACAUCCCACCAGCAAAAAAUAGCUUUAUUUAUGCAAAGUUCAAAUUAUUGAAGGCUACUAAUGAUAAUUUUGGAUCAAAGUAUGACAUUUUGGAUGUUUAUCAAACAAAGUGGAAUGGUUCAAAGUUAAUGAAAGUUAAACAGGCUAGCCUCAGAGGUAAUGUUAAUGUCCCUGUGGAGCACUUUAGAUUUUCAUCCUCAAUUAAUGGCGGACUUUUAUUCAAACUUUCUUCAUAUUAUAAACUUUUUUCGGACAAUAGUCGCAGAUUUGGAAUUAGUUUUUCUCGACGAUCUGAAGAUGGUAUUCAUCAUCCAUGUCCACAACCUUUUUAUUUCGCAACAAAUUCUCCUCAACGUCUUCCAACAUUUCCUCUUGGAUAUUUACAGACAUGCAUAUUCUCUAUAAAUUCUACACUAGAAAUAAAGCUUACAAUCAACAGUGCCAGCAGAACUUCAAAAUUUGGAUUAAAGGUACCAACUGCUAAUACGAAAAAUCGAGUUGGAUUGCUGUCCCUCGAUUCAGGGCCCUACGCUCCAAAAUAUGGCCUAAUCCGUUCAGCCAUCCAACACCUAUCGUUUAGUGCGAAUUUGUUGUUGUCCAUUUCCUUACUCUUACUUUUUCUUUCGCUAAUGUUUAGAUUAAUUAGCUUAUAG
This is a messenger RNA of Meloidogyne enterolobii, 660 nucleotides long. NCBI's taxonomy places the organism in Eukaryota, Metazoa, Nematoda, Chromadorea, Rhabditida, Meloidogynidae. The record is from the annotation of a GenBank genome assembly.